This is a messenger RNA of Heterostelium album PN500, 459 nucleotides long. RefSeq lists its product as uncharacterized. The record is from RefSeq and is a predicted model, not a curated record. The transcript is spliced from 3 exons. Bases 1 to 459 code for a protein of 152 amino acids. NCBI's taxonomy places the organism in Eukaryota, Evosea, Eumycetozoa, Acytosteliales, Acytosteliaceae.
AUGAAUAUUAAAAAUAUUAUAACUAUCUUGUUUAUUUCAAUGUUGAUUGGAUCUGUGCUCUGUGAAGGGAAGAACGUAUCAGAUUGUGAACAAAAUGGUUGUGAAAACAUACCAAUCUCUUGUGACGACAAUGACCAAUGUACAAACGAUGCCUGUAACUCUGCAAGUGGCUGCACUCAUUCGCCAGUGUCUUGUGAUGAUAAUAAUCAAUGUACAAAUGACGGAUUUUCACGUGAUGAUGGUAAUGAGUGUACCUCUGAUAGCUGCAACAUCAAACAUGGCUGUGUUAAUUCACCAUUGAAUUGCAACGAUGGAAAUGAAUGUACCUAUGACAGUUGCGGCAAUGGCACUGGUUGCAUUAGUUCGCCAAUCUCCUGCGAUGACAACGAUCAAUGUACAAACGAUGGCUGUAACUCUGCAAGUGACUGUACACACUCACCAGUGUCAUGUCAAUCUUAG